Molecule: messenger RNA, 2125 nt
Organism: Pomacea canaliculata
Lineage: Eukaryota; Metazoa; Mollusca; Gastropoda; Architaenioglossa; Ampullariidae
Product: ras-related protein Rab-6.2-like
Exons: 6
Coding region: 664-1269 (201 amino acids)
Biological process (GO): intracellular protein transport; retrograde vesicle-mediated transport, Golgi to endoplasmic reticulum; retrograde transport, endosome to Golgi
Cellular component (GO): Golgi apparatus; endomembrane system
Molecular function (GO): GTPase activity
Source: RefSeq, a predicted model, not a curated record
UUACACGGUAGCCAUGGUAACGCCAGACAGAUUGGCGAGCUGGUCUCGUUUACCUGCCGGAGACUGGCAGGUGGUCUCCACUUGAUCAUCGCAAGGACAUCGUUGCCGUCGAGUCCAGCGUCUGUUGCUGCUGUUUUCAUCGGUCCGUGAAUAGUCUUUGAUCUCUUCCGUCUCUGAAACCUUUGCCACGCAUGAACGAAGGAGAAAGCGAGGACCAAGCCAGGAGAUCAUAGAUCUUUGCUGUGCCAUCGUGUCAGUGGUUUGUGAAGAGCAAACUUCUCAGUUAGACUUCAGAGGCAGGCACAGAGUCGGCAGUGCGAUGGGUUGGAGCUGAGGGCACUCUCCCGACAGGACAUGGCUACCAUCGCCUAGACUGGUGCUGACUUUGCCCAAUGUCUGCCAGUCACGGUCUGGAGGUCACUCUGGACUGUCCCUGUAAUCUUUUAGCAGAGGUGUACAACUCAGUUCAAACUUUUAUAGUUCUUGACUGGUAGGUUAUUGUGGUGAGAAGUCUGUAGCAUCAUCUGAUAGUAAGUUUUCUGCAUGAGGCGGUUUGCCAGAUGGUAACAGCGAAUGUACUGUGAAGAACUGGAGACCAACAGGGGGCACGUGCAUGUGUGAGGUGCGGAGGGCGUGAAGGUCAGGCUGCACGUGACCCCCGUCAUGGAAGAGUGCAGUCCAGCCGGCGAGGACAUCACCUCGGAUCACGGGCCGCUUUACAGGGCCAGGCUUGUCGUGUUAGGCCUGGGGCGAUGUGGCAAGACCAGCCUGGUGCAGUCUCUGCUGCAUGUUGCCCCUCACACCCAGGAUGCCCCUACAGAGGGUGUCAACAUGCACAUAUGGCACCCCUUCCGGGAAGAUGGACUACAGCGACAACUAAGCCGAAAGCUGACCGGUGAGGAGGACCAUCUGGUGGUGGAGGUGUGGGACACUACUGGGCGACAGGUUUGCCAGGCCGUGCACGCCCUGUUCUUGUCCACCAGAACUGUCUGUGUCAUUGUGUACGAUGUCACCGACUCUGGGUGUGUGGACAGGGUGCUUGCGUUAUAUAGCAUUCUGCAGCAAAAGGGUGUCAGCACGCCGGUGGUGAUUGCGGGCACGAAGACGGACCGACUGGAUCACGCCUCCGCGUCUGAAGAGGCUCGACUAAGGGAGAGAAUUCACCAGACGCUAAAGCAGUAUUCUGAUUCUCAUCUACAAGAGAUGUUGACAGAGGCCAAUGACAUCAGGUGGAGGAGGAGCUGGGGGAGGGAGAGACAAUUAAUCUAACACUUUUGGGGUAGACCAUGCUCGAAUCCUGUAAUGGAACUUGCUGAAGUGAUGAUGAAGCCAUCUUACCAAGGGAUAUUCGUGAUCUUACCACUCGUAAAAUUAUAUAAGCCAGAUGGGACAUGAACAGAUUGACAGCUAUCUCCGCAGUUUUGAAAUUAAAGAAAAAAUGCAGCUCUGACUGUUUAUAAAAUAUGCGAAAAUGCAGUGUCAGAUUAUCUCCAAAACUGAAACAGUAUCGCCUUAAUAGGCCCCUGCUGGUUCCAAUAUGGCGGCUAGUUUACUUCAAGCAGAAUCAGUUAAGGUUUACUCAUUACAGUUUCAGAUCAAUGGGGCAGACACAGGUGACGUAGAACACACAUGACAGUGGUAGGAACAUAGGCUAUUAUGGGAUUCAGGUACACGGUAUCAAUGGUUUGGGUUUUUUUUUUAUUUGUUUGGAGGACGUGUUUGGAUGGUUGUAAUUAAUGUUCUUCGGCGAUAAUGAUUAGGCUUAUUCCAAAAUGAAUUUCGUGUUUUUCUGCAGUUUUUGAAACUACUUAAAAGGAAUAUCAAGAUGCCACAAGUCACAUGAUUUGUGACAUCACGUUCUCAUACAGGCGUUCUAUUCCUUUCAAUUCAUAAACUGUUGCUUUGAGUUCUCAGACCGCUCCUUUCACCUCAAAAACUGUUCCAAAAUGUCCAGCUUAGCUCACAAGCUGCUCUGUCGUUUCCACAGGAUGCUGCUGAAUGAACUCAAACGGCCACCGGACAAAGACGAGACCAACUCCAGCAAGCGACAGACGCAGGCCGCGGGAAGUGGCGAUGACGUCAGCGAGGAGAGUUUGCGCCUGCGCGUGGAGGCUCUGGAGCAGAC